Messenger RNA from Cuculus canorus (common cuckoo), 3244 nucleotides. RefSeq names its product kelch like family member 34 (gene KLHL34). The record is from RefSeq and is a predicted model, not a curated record. Gene Ontology annotation, molecular function: protein binding. The transcript is spliced from 2 exons. Lineage: Eukaryota; Metazoa; Chordata; Aves; Cuculiformes; Cuculidae. The coding region runs from base 478 to 2265 and encodes 595 amino acids.
UUGAUCUUGGGCUGAGGCUUCCUAAGAGAGUGCGAAAAGAAGAUGAAAAGGGGGCUGCUGUCCCAGAGUUGGCGAGGUCUAACCUUAUCUCGAAUUGAACCACAAGAGAGGAGAAAAGCCACUGCUCCUUUCUAGUCUGUGUCUGCUCAGAGCCAUGCACUGGCAGCCAGAGAGUUGCUAUUUGAUCUGCCUGUGGAGCAAGAAGGGUCGAGGGCGACGGCUGAGCAGACACAGUGUCAUUUGUUGGGAUUGUCAUUUAGUUCCCUAAUCUGUCACCUGAUGGCCAGCCAAGCAAGCGCUCAGCACAACCGUGGACCAUUCACCCUUGCACAAGCGGCGGAGGCAAGAAAAGCUUUUCUCUAACAGCUGGAGGUCUGCUGGGCAUUCAAGCAAUGGCUGUUGAGUACGGCAGCUGUUUCAAUAUCUAAUUGCAUUUCAGCUUUAAUAACUCAAGGGAAAAGCAUCGUGUUGCCUACCAUGAGCUACUUCCUGUCCUACUGCAAAGCACACUGCACCGAUGUGCUCACCCAGUACCAGACCCUGAGAUCAGAGGGCUUUCUGUGCGAUAUUAUGCUGAAAGUGAAGGAGAACGAGUUUCCUGCACACAAGUCCUUGUUGGCAUGCUCCAGCGACUAUUUCCGAGCCAUGUUCAAAAGUUACACCCAAGAGUCAAAAGCCAGUGUAAUUCACCUGCAAGUUGUCUCACCCACCGGUCUCCAGCACGUCUUGGAUUUCAUUUACACUUCCUUGUUGCCCCUUUCCUUUGAAAGCCUGGAAGAUACCUUGGAAGCUGCAAGCUACUUGCAAGUGACUGAUGCUAUUGGCUUGUGCAAUCAGUACUUAGUUAACAAUCUUGCCUUGGAACACUGCUGCUUCUCCGCCAAUGUGGCCAGGAAGUUCUACCUGCCUGACGCCUUAGCAGCAACAGAAAAGUACAUUGUUAAUAAUCUCUGGAAGCUGCUGGACUUGGAUUUGUCAGGACUACUUGAGCUGAACUUUAGGUCUUUGCUAGUAGUCAUUCAGUCGCCAGAUCUCCCUAUGGUGAAAGAAACCUGCCUUUUGAAUCUUGUGCUGCUGUGGCUGAAGCAGGAUAAAUCCAGGCUGGCUUAUGCAAACAGCCUUUUAGAGCACAUAAGAUACGGCCUCAUUCCAGUAGAAGAGCUGAGAAAAACCUACACACAGUCAGAAGUGCCCCUCUCCGCAGCUAUUAAGUGCUUGAUCAUUAAAGCAAUAAAUUACCACACAUCUGUUUUCAAACAGCCCGUCCUGCAGGAUAAGUCCACCACGCUGAGGAACCAGAAAACUCGGAUCAUUCUGCUGGGAGGAGGGACAGCAAACGGGGGGCUUGUCACCGAUGUGGUGGCCUUUGAUGUUUACAAUCACAAAUGGCGAGUUCUCUCGCAGAUGCGGGACAGGCUGCAGAACCACAGUGUCUGUGUGGUGGGGAACUUCCUCUACGUCUUGGGUGGGGAAAUAGAAACUGAUGCCCUGGGUGAUGCUAAAUCUGAAAAGCUCUUAUCGGUUACCAACAAGGUCCAUCGUUAUGAUCCAAGAUUUAACACGUGGACCCAAAUCACAGGCAUGCUGGAAAGGAGAUGUCAGUUUUCUUGUUGUGUCCUAGGAAAGGAUAUCUUUGCCAUUGGUGGAAGGGGUGAGAAUGGGUUGCUGCAUUCGUCUGUGGAAGUCUACAACAUCAGCAGGGACAGAUGGACGAAGGCCAAGGAAUUGCCAUGCAAGAUACAUGGCCAUGCCAGUGCCAUUUGCAAGAAUGCUAUAUACAUCUCUGGCGGCAAGUACGCAGACCCAGCCAUGACAAGCAAGGACGUAUAUUCUCUGAACUCCCUUGAAGGGCAGUGGAUAAAAAAAGCCCCCAUGAGCAUUGCUCGGUUUGGGCAUCAGAUGGCAACAAUCAGAGAAGCCAUAUUCACCUUUUUAGGAUUAUAUGAACCAUUCUCUGAAAUAGAGAGAUACGACCCUGAUCAAAACCAAUGGACUCGAUUAAGACCGCUGAUCUAUGAUCGAUUUUGCUAUGGUCUGGCAGUGGUAGAGGAAACAGCUCUGCUUAUUGGGGGAAAGAAAUGGCAAAACUCACAGGAAGUCUCUACGCAAGAUGUGGUUGGCUAUGACAUCGACAACGAUGGCUGGGAAGAGAUCUGCAAAGCCCCUUUGCCUUGGUGUGGGCUGCAGUGUGCAGUGCUGCAACUCUCUGAACUGGCUGAUGAGCAGGACAGUGACAUCCUGCAGAAGAGGCUGCUGAACUGCUGAGCUGACAGGCUGAGGAAUGAUCGUCCCAGGAGAUGAGCCAGCACAGAAGUCCUGAAGAAGAAGAAGGAAAUUGUAAAGGCACUGAACGUGACAGAGUGGAGGUUUUGCUUUGAUAAGCCAAAUACUUGGUGGAAACAGGCAAGAAAGUCUGGAUCCAGUAUGGGAAAAGAUGCUGGGAUUUACAGAGUUGGAAGCUGAUCUCACUGAGGAAGGACAUAGCAAGUAGCACAUUUAGAGGCAAUGAAUACUAAUCGUAAUCCUUGACUUUUGAACAAUAAUACCUAGAUAGCAAUUAAUAGGUGCUGCAAGUCAGAUUUUUCAAAGGUUAAAAAAUAUAAUCCAUCUUUUAUGUUUCCUUAAUCAUAGGAAAUUUUCCCAGCUGGUAAGUGCAAUUGAAUUUUUAUGCUAUAGAUAAGCAAAAUGAAAGUGAACUGUAUAAAGCCUAGAAAAUUGAUGCCUAUGCCAAGUACUGCUAGGGAGAAGGUAUUAUUUGAAAUGUUACAUACUAGGCAAGAAUGACUUAGCUAACCAGCAUGAAAUUACUGGACAGAAAGCACGGGUUUUUUUGAUAUGUAGACUCAGUUAUGGCAAUAAGUUAAAACAGUGACUGUUUCAUAGAAGCCAUUCCUCUCUGAGCAGCCUUUAGUGUGGCAGGUCAUUCAGAUGCUUAUUCUGCGUUAUUUUAAAGAUGCACACUAGCAGUACAGUGCAUUUCUUUUGUAUUCAAACUUUGUAUUAGUUUAGAUGGCCAGAGCAGAAUGGGUAUACAUAUUAGUCUCUAAGAAACACUUUACAGGAGUUGCUGGAACUAAUGCCUUGAUACUUACCUUGGCAGCAUACAUUGCUUUAUUGUACCUGCCCAUAACAGCAAAUCUGUUCAUGGCUGAACUGGUACAUGAGAGAAUCCUGCAGUCAAAAAUGAGGUACAAUGUGGAAAGAGGUAACUGAAGGCUUUCAGAAGACUUUAUUCAGUAUCAGC